AGUGAGUACAGAGUAAACCCGUACUUUUUCAAUCGCGAGGGUUGCUGGGAGGAGUUCCGAAUAUUUUCCUGAUCCGCCAUGAUUGUGGAAUGUCAGAAUAAAAUGACUUGAAAGUUAGUGGAGUUGAUAUGAUAAGUAUUGCUAAUACAACUGUGUUAAUGUAUAUAACAUUAAUAUGUUUUGAACAUUUUGUCUAUGUCAUGAUAUUGUGUUACUUUGCUUGUUGGGCUUGGUCCUAAGUGUUUUUCGUGGGGCGGAAUGAUACUGUAAAGUAGGCCGAUCCUUCUUACGCCAAAAUGAAAAUAUGAAUGAAGCUGCCCGCUCUACUGUUGAUAUCAUAUCCAUGUUUGGAACAGUUUGUGUAGUGUUCAUUUGGUGAUCCAUGAGGAUUUGUGUAAUUUAAAAAGGAAUGCGUGUUCUACCUCUGGACCACACAAUGACUGCUUUGUCCGUUUUUGUUUUCGAGUUCGUGGUCUUAACCUCAAAUUUGACAUUAGAUUGUAAACCAUGUUCGGGGAUGAUACUGUCAAAAUUGUUAACGAUGCAUGCUGUUAAUAAACGUUUGUAUCAUCGAGAAAAAGAUUUGCGGUGGUUUAAAGAAUUAAUAUGGAAGGGCAAGCGUCAGGAGAAAUUUCCACCAAUCCUUCAGCGGUGACCCUCUCAAGCAAUUCAAUUUUAGAAAAUACAGAUCUUGUAUUCUCAAGUGAAAGCACUUUGUUGAAUCAAUCAGACUCCAGGCUUGAAGAUGGUACCACAUAUAUCACAUUACCACUGUAUUCAAUGAUCAAUAAUUCUGUAAAUGAUGUAGGAGCAGUAUCUCAAAACUUUUUACUGAAAACACUCACAGGAAAUACAAUUCUUCUUGAUGCUAGUCAGUUGGCGUUGCUUACAGGAGGAACUAGUCAACUUGUGUUAAAUGGAGCAGAUCUCACUGAUGAAGGAAAUCCAAUUAUUCUUUCAGAUGAUUUAUUGUCUAAAGAUAAACUUGUUCCAAAGAACAGUAUUCUUCCAGAUAUGGGCAUAGGUAUAGAAACAGUAGAUUUAAGUGGUCUUACAAGUGGAGAUGAUGUUCUCUCAGUACAUAUGGACCAGACUUCUCAUCUUCAAACCUCAGGAAAUAGUAACACUCAUUUAUCGCUGAAUUUAGCUAACACAAUCUCGCCUCAAUUCUCACAGUCAUUAGUACCUGAGCCCAAGCAAAAAAGAGGUCCUGGGCGACCCAGGAGAGAAGAAUUAGAAGUUGAACCUCCUAUUGGGAAAGGCCCAUACUGUUGUGAAGUAUGUGGCAAAGAGUUUUCAAAAUGGUCCCAAAUGAAGAAGCAUCUCAAACUGCAUUCCGAUGAUAAACCAUUUACAUGUCCAGAAUGCCCAGCGUCUUUCAAUGUUGAGCAUAAUUUAACUCUUCAUCUGGUCACACACAAUACAGAAAAUCCAUCAUGUCCAGAAUGUAAUAAAAAAUUCUCUAGGAUGGCAAGUUUAAAAGCCCAUAUAAUGUUACAUGAAAGAGAAGAAAGUCUUUUCUGUCCAGAAUGUGGGGAUGAAUUCAGCACGCAGGCUCAGCUGGAUAUACAUGCUAAAGAACACCAAGAAGACUGGACCAAAACACCUACUUCUAAACUCUAUCAAUGUAGACAGUGCCAUCAACACUUCUCAAGAGCAACAUUUCUUCGGGAUCAUAUGAAAGAGCAUUACAAGGUCAAAGCCUCAUUAUCACAUAAAAGUCAUAAAAGAAACAUUGAUCGAAGUACUUUCAUUCACAAGUGUGAUACGUGUGCCAAGUGUUUUCAAAAACCUAGCCAAUUAGUUCGUCACAAGAGAAUUCAUACUGGUGAAAGACCAUUCAAGUGUGCUUUAUGUCCUCGGGCAUUCAAUCAAAAAGGCUCUCUUCAAAUUCAUAUGUCUAAACACAAUGGAAUUAAGCCAUUUCGUUGUGACUUCUGUGCUGCUGCAUUUAGUCAAAAAGGUAACCUUCGGGCACACAUUCUUAGGGUUCACACAAUUCCUCAUUCAGGUGAACAAGUUUACAAAUGUUCUGAAUGUACUUGUGUCUUUAAGAAACUUGGCAGUCUUAAUGCACACAUGAGUCGUAUGCAUUAUGCUUCUGAUGCUCACAAGGUGAAUUCAGAAAAUUUGGAAGAGCCAGAAUUAAUGAAUGUGAAUUUAGAUAUAAGUACAGGUGUGACAGGACCUACAGAUUCUAUAAAAAUAGAAGAUAAGACUGAAAAAAUUACCUCACAAACUGAUUCCGACAUUUUGCAGCAAGCUCUGGUGAACAGUGGACUUUCUGGAAAAGAUCAGUCUGUAAAUUCAGAUAUUAUGAAAGAUUCAUCCAGUAUUUCAAGAAGCAACACAAGUAGUCUGCCAACUUUUAAUUCAAAUGCUGUUUCAUCAAGUGCAAUAGUGAGUGAUAUGCCCACAUCCACUGUGCAUCAUCAUCCACACUUUUCAACUGGCAUUGUAAGGACAAAGCCUAGAAACUCAUCUUCUACAACUUUUGUUGCUUUGGCUGAGAAAGCUUUGGAUGGCUCAGUGCGGAGAUAUUAUAUUCGUCAGCGUCGUGUAGGCAACAUCCGAUGGCAUCAGUGUUCAUAUUGCAUUAAAGAAUUCAAAAAACCAUCAGAUCUGGUACGCCACAUCAGAACCCAUACCCAUGAAAGACCGUAUAAGUGCACACAUUGCUUCCGCUCCUUUGCUGUGAAAUCAGCCCUCACUGCUCACAUCAGAACACACACAGGAGUUAAAGAUUAUAUUUGUGGUGUGUGCAGCAAGAAAUUCUCAUCUGCAAGCAGUUUGAAAGUACAUAUGAGGUUACAUACAGGAACUAAACCCUUCGCUUGUCAACACUGCCCUAAAACAUUUCGGACAACUGGUCACCGCAAGACUCACAUUCUUUCUCACAUUAGAGAAUCUGAAGAAAAUUCUGAAGCCAAGCGAAAAAAUCGUGCUCCCAAGAUUGACUUAUCUACUCUGCCUCCAGUUACCCUUCAAGAACCAAUUAUUAUUACUGAAAAUGGAUUAGUGCAGUCGCAAGCACCCCAUAGCCAAAUAUAUCUUCCUGGUGAUACUAUUAGCUCAGAAAGACCUCAUAAAUGCGGAGUGUGUUGUGCAGGAUUCCGAAAAUCUAGCCAUUUAAAACAACACAUGAAGCGUUUGCAUACUGGAGAACGUCCAUUCAAAUGUGAGCAGUGUAAUAAGUGUUUUAUCUCAAAUGGUGUCCUGAAAGCUCACAUGAGAACUCAUGAGGGGAUUAAAAUGCAUAUGUGCCCUGUGUGUAACAAUCUUUUCUCAACUCAUGGAAGUCUCAAGCGACAUGCUGUUACACACAGUGAACAGAGGUCUGUGUUAUGUCCUUAUUGCCAUAAAACAUUUAAAACAAAAAUCAAUUGCCGCAAGCAUAUGAGAACUCAUCGCCCGGAAUUGGCUUUACAGUUUAUAUAUAAUGCAUUUGGACAUAAGUUCACAAGCAAUAAAAGAAUUUUGUUGCAAGAGAAUGGAAUUGAAAGAACCAGUGAUAAAAUGCAACAAUUUGCUGCUCAGCAGCAAGAGAAAGUCAACAAAAUAACUAAUGGAACCACAGGAUUAGAAAUUAAUGGUGCCUUUACUGCUACAUUAUCUGAAGAGUACACUCAGGCAUUCACCAACCAAGCAUUCACUCUUACUAAUGCACAACAAGAUCCCACAGAGGCAGAUUUUGCUCAGAAUGCUAUUGUUCAGUCAUUUACUACAGGAGAUUUGGGUACGCAAGCAGAUCUACAGGCCGUACAAGAAGUAAUUACUCAUACACUUCAUGCUGAUGCAUCUGGCACCAUCACGUUACCACUUGCAGAGCAACAUACAUUAACCCAGGAGAAUAUAACUGAAAUUGAAAGGACAUUAAAUGAACAGAUUUUUGGCCCCUCCGGAAAUGCUCUUGUAGAUGCUGGAGGAAACCCAUCAACUUUGGCCAUUACAACAGUGGGUUCCAGUAGUAAUAAUACAAAUGCUGUUAAUUGUGAUGAUCUAAAUGGUGCAGCAGAAAAUGUCAUGCCUGCUGAUGCAAGUGAUAUAGAGUCUAACACGACAGAUGAAUUGACUCACUCCCUAGCAGCAGCGGCUGCUGCUGCUUCUCCACAGACCCAGCAAAGUCUGGAAUUUGUCCUUUGUGAGGAGAGCCCAAUCAAACCAGCAAAGUCUGAUGCAUCUGGAAUUUUUGGUGCAUCGUUUGAUACUCAGCCUUUUGACAAUUGUGUUUUUUCUUCUGUUGCAUUACAGAGUGACCUGAAUCUUGAUCCGUUAGCUGACAAUACUGGUAUUGCAAGUAAUAUAACGAACAUUCUUCCACCGACUGAUGGCACUGGUUCAGAUCCCACACUAACAGAAACAUUACAAGAAAUUCAGAAUGAAUCUUUAGAGGAAGGUGCCACCAUUAACAUUUCUACCGGGGAAGUUUUACAAGGGCAGGAAAUGAUCAACGGAAGCAAUCAGGAUCUUUUGCAGGCAGCAGUGACCAUGAAUGGUGUAGGUGAUGGGUCAGAACAAUUACAGGAGGUCGGAGAUGAGGAAAACGAAGACUUAGAAGAGGAGGAUCAACAGCCCUUGGAUCACGAAGAUCAACCAGAACAUCUCAUGACAGGCCAUAAAAUGAGAGAUGGAUCUUGUAAGAGGCCUCAUGUAUGUGGGACUUGUAACCAGUCGUUCAAGAAAAUGUCUCAUUUAAAAUCUCAUUUCCGUUCCCAUUCGGGUGAAAAGUUGUAUGCUUGCAAUAUGUGCACUCAAAAAUGUAGUUCUACAAGUGCCUUAAAGGCUCACAUGAAAUUGCACUCGGGAGAAAAAGAAUAUGGCUGCCCAGUUUGUGGGUGUCGGUUUGCUACCAACGGCACUUUGACGAGACAUAUGAUGAUUCAUAGUGAUAAAAGGCCUUUCAAAUGUAGUUUAUGUGCAGCUCAGUUUCGUACUGACACUCAUUUACGCCGGCACAUAAGACUUCACGAACCUCGUGAAAAGAAGGGUGAAGUAGUAGUGCGAAAUACUGCUGAGCCACGACAAAGACGACGAGCUGCAGUUAUUCAGUUGACACCAGAAGAAACUCAAGUUCUUGCCCAGCAAUCCAUAGAUAGUGCAUCGUCAGUCUCCGAGAAAGUUUUAAUCUCUUCAGCAGCAGAAAAGGACAGAAUAAGUGAAUUGAAGGAUCCUGAGGAUCAAUAUAGAGAUGAACCACUGUUUGCAAAUCAGUGUAAAUACUGCCCUAAGAGUUUCCGUAAGCCAUCAGAUUUGGUACGUCAUAUCCGCAUUCACACUGGGGAAAGACCCUUCCAGUGUAGUUGCUGCAACAAGUGUUUUACUGUUAAAUCCACAUUAGAUAGCCAUAUGAAAACCCACAGUGGCCAGAAACUAUGCACUUGUCAUGUGUGCAGCAGGCUCUUUGCCACCAAAGGCAGUUUGAAAGUGCAUAUGCGGCUUCACACAGGUGCCAAGCCAUUCAAAUGCCCAAUGUGUGAAAUGAGAUUUCGGACAUCUGGUCACCGCAAAGCUCAUCUUAUAUCUCAUAUGAAAGAAGCUCAAAAUUCCAAAUCCAAUUCUUCAAGCAGUUUAAAAUCAUCAAAGAAACGUAAAUUGUUAUCUGCAGAAACAAAUCCGGCUUCCGCAUCUGGAACUGAACCCCAACUUGAUGUUAGUGAUUCGCAACUGAAUCCAAUGACUCAUAUAACAUUAGAUCCUUCUGCUUUAGGAAAUCUGCUUCCUCUUACUGCUGGAUCUGAUCCUCUUGGUUCUACUGCAUUGUUAUCAAACAAUGCUGAUGGCAGUACUGUUGUAAAUAACUUACAGUUCCAAUUGACAGAUGGCUUUCAGAUCACUGGCAUUGAUUCAUCUGGAGCAUUACUAACUCAAUCUCUACAGUUGGAUGAAAAUCUUCUCCAACAACUGCAGCAAACAUCUAAUAUAAUAAUUCAAACAUCCUUGCCUGGUGUUAUUUCGGAUGAUGCAGCAGAAAGUGUUGAAAACACUAAUGUAACUCAACAGGCUGUAAACGCUUUGAGUGGAAGUAUGCCAUCAGUUCAGUAUGAAGUUCAUACAGAUGAAACUGGUCAGAUAAUCAAUAUUCAACCUGCGAGUGAUAAUAUCAAUGCAGGAAAUGUGAUCUUUAAUGUUGGUAAUGUUGGCAGUGAUUUGGGUUUGCAAGUCUUAGACAAUUCGGAUUCCACUUUAACUCUUUCUGAUCAACCCUUACCUUCUAGAUAUCGGGUAACAGAUAGUCUUAAAGGUGGAAGAACUUUGACCGCUGUGAGUGAAAGCCUAGAUAAGAAAGACGCUCCUGAAGAUCCGUUGGAUGCUGAUGAUGACUUUCUUGUUUUCCACGACUGUGAAACAUGUGGCAAAAGAUUUUCUAAACCCAGCCAGUUGGAACGGCAUAAUCGUAUUCAUACUGGAGAACGACCAUUCCAGUGUCAUUUAUGUUAUAAACGCUUCAACCAGAAAAACGCCUUAAAUACUCACAUUAAGAGCCAUACAGGGGAAAGGCCCUUUGCAUGUCCACACUGCGAUUACUCUUUCACCCAAAAAGGAAAUUUGAAGACUCAUCUACGACGUGCUCAUAGAUUCAGUUCAUUAGAAUUUAUCAAGACUACAAAUUCUCCUUCCAAGUCAGUAUUGAAGAUAAAGCAACCUACUCUUACAGUUUGUAAUACUGAAAUAGGAAAUUCAUUAGAGCAAGUUGUUUGUGACCUCUUUCCUUAAGACUGUUGGGAACAAGGUGUUGUCCAAGAAUUAUGUUAAUAUAGAGAUUUGUGAAUUAUAUAUUAUUUCUGACCACAGCCCAGAAGUACAAAGUUUGUGUAAAUAGAGAUUGUAUGCCUGGAAAGAUUAACUUAUGCAUUGUUAUUAAAAAAUGUAUGUAAAUGAAAUUGUACAUAUUUUCUAAAUGAAUUUUUGUCAAUCAGUUUUUAUAUGCAUAUGUAGAAUCAGAUAAUGUAAUUAUUGUAAAUAUAAUUACCAUUAUUUAA
Gryllus bimaculatus (two-spotted cricket) is the source of this 6980-nucleotide messenger RNA. NCBI's taxonomy places the organism in Eukaryota, Metazoa, Arthropoda, Insecta, Orthoptera, Gryllidae. The record is from the annotation of a GenBank genome assembly.